AUGGCGCCCGAUCUGGCCUCCGGGCCCCGCCGCCUUCCCGAGCUUCCUCCUUCCCCGCCACCGCCGCCGCCGCCUCAGCGCACUUCCGCAGCCGCACUUUCGCCACAGCGCCGCGGCCUCCCUGGGAGGCCCGGGGCGGGUGGGCGCGCCCUCGCGGGGCCGGGGACGCGCGCGGGCUCUCGGCUGCGGCCCCCAGGGGUCUGGAGGCAGCUCCGGUGGAGGAGGGGCGGAGGGGGAGGCUCCCCGAGUGAUUUCAAAUUUCCCUCGUCCCCUCCACCGCUCCCCCCUCGCCGGCGGCCGAGCGCUGAGUGGCUGCGGCGGGGGCGCCCCCGGGCGGGGGCGGGGCGAGGGCCGGGCCGGGGUUACAAGGGGAAUCAGUACCGCCCCCUCCACACCCACUCCCUCUGCCCUGUUCUGCGCGGUGGUUUCCUCGCCGCCGCGGUGCUCUUGGCCCGGCCGCCGCAGCCCGCGUGGACGCCCGGAGCGCCCCCCGACGGACGGCACCAGCCCACUGACGCGCGGGCGAGCGGGCAGGCGCGCCCGGCCGGCAGCGCAAGAGUUAAGCGGCCCAAGUAA
This is a messenger RNA of Chrysochloris asiatica (Cape golden mole), 576 nucleotides long. Its product is annotated as formin-like protein 14-like. The record is from RefSeq and is a predicted model, not a curated record. Bases 1 to 576 code for a protein of 191 amino acids. The transcript is spliced from 2 exons. NCBI's taxonomy places the organism in Eukaryota, Metazoa, Chordata, Mammalia, Afrosoricida, Chrysochloridae.